AUCAGCGGAAACAAAUAUGCUAGAGAACUUUGGCAAUACUGCCAAGGAAAUGAAUGUAAAUAUUGGAUUGUUUAGUGUAUGAAUGGGGUACACACAAUGGCAGAAGCAUUAUUAUUUGAUAUUUUGGAUAAUCGUGUUGACCUGGAACGUUUUUGUGAAUGGAUGUCAGGCAAGGAAAAUAAGAAUAUUAGUAAAUCCCUGAGCAGGGCCGAUUUUGUACUACAUACACUCAACCACAUACAAGAAAAUGCAAGCAAGUUUAUCAUUUUAUCUUCUACAUCGGGAAAAGAAAAAGAUGUUAGUGGUACACCAGAGCAGAAGAAACCGGUAGAAAACAGUGCAAAAACGCCAGAAAAUGAAUUAAUAUCUAAUCAUAGGAAGCCAUUUCAAGUCAUUAACAGGGUAACACCACAGUCAGCUGCUCAACCAUUUUCAAGGUUAUUGAACCACGGAAAUGAUACCCGGAGGGAAAUGCUCAACUCCUCAAUCAAUUAUGAGACGAGAAACAUAACUACCUCAACUCCCGUACAUCCUCACAGAAGGAACAGUGGAAGGGACCAGUUCCCGACUUCACCUCGAAGCACCUGCAGUUCACUCCAUUCUGACCACAGCUCCAUUUCGCAUACUCCUCGCUCAAACAAGAGCUCAGCGAAUAAGUUCAACAGUUCCAACGGUUCUCACAAGUUCUCGCCCCAGUCCAACUCUCCCUCUUUCAGCCCUACUUCCCCCCAAUAUGUGGAAUCGUUCCCGGACUUGGGUACCAAAGGACGCUCACGCACCCCUCACUCUCCAUGUCUUGCCGACUUCAUUGUCACCAAGCCAAACUCACAAAAGAGUCGAAAGAGAAUCAAACCUACGCAGCUGACAUCAGAUGCUGAUGUAGGCUCAUCAAACGAUUCCAAACAGUCAAACAAAAAUUUUGGAGUUGUAAAUCGUCCAUUUGUUCCCCUCACUUCACCCCAACAUUUGCAGACAGAAGUGAAAGAAAAGUCAAACUUUGAAGAGGAACGAAGUUUGUUGAAACAAAAACGAUCAAAUUUUGAAAAUGCUUUACAACCAACCCAGCCAUUGCAAAAUGGCUUGUUAUCAGAAAGUGUUACUGAGUUAAAAGGACUGCUGGUCAGUGUUCAGAAUGAGCAGAUGAUUCCAAAGCAGAUUCUCGCUAGGCCACCUAAUGCUGUUGCAAGUCCAUCAGCUAAUAUUAUUCCUGGUUCGGAGAAUUCAGUGGAACCAGAUCCAAGUAAAAUUGUAUGUGCAGACAAGUUAUUGAGGCUUGCCACAGUGUACAGCGCGUGUUUGGACUCAAAUUUAGUGCCGAAUAUCACCACAGAACUGUACUUCAUUUUCACGCUUUUGACUUUCAGUUACAAGUCUCAGAUCAAAGUCCCGGUGAAUGAAAACCACAAAAAUAAGAUCUGUGAAGUAGCAGCAGACUCUGUCAAAAAGGGUAAACAAAAUAAAGCCUGCAUUGUGCCUUUUCAACAGUUGUGCUUAGACGAAACAAUAAACAAUCCUGCAACGAAUAUUCCUCUAGAAGAAAACUGUCAACUGAAAGAUAAGGAUGGGAUUCAUCAAAAGUCCGUUUUAAGUUCAGCGCAAAAUUGUGUGAUGUUUGCUGCUGUAAUGAUAGAGAAACAGAUACAUUUAGUACAGUACUUGGACAAGAGUGUGAUAAGACUUCUUCUGGAGAACGCAAGAUUGUCUUUGUUCUUACCGCAUUUUAUUCCACAUCUAACACACAUACUAGAAACAAAGGAGGUGACUGAAUCCCGAAGCACAUUGGCAAGGAAGCCUUUGGUUUUAUCGAACCGGCCAGUUUUAUACAACACCGAAACAGAUACCGAAAGUAAUUUCUCCUCGAAAAACAAUUUCUUCUCAUUUAAAAAACAAAGAGAUGGCUUCUACGAGAUUCUUCAUGAAUGGCGGACAAAAAACAAUGACAAUUUUUGGACGUCUAGCAGAUUUCCAAGGAUUGUUACGCGUCUCUUGGAACUCUCGUGUGAUCCAGUGAACAUGAUGCAUCUAGCAAGGCUGUUCUGUGCUCAGUUGACCAGUUCAAGUAGUGAAAAAACCAACAGUGAAUUGGAGCUACCUGGAGUGACAAAGGACAAGCUUUUUCGGCUGGAGGCACGGUUGAGCCAGCCCCAAAUGUCUGCUAGAGGUCCUCGACCUCCCCCCCAGUUCCCUGGGGAACAGCAGUUCUACCAACAAUUCUUGGAGGUAGCAGAGGGCUCCCCCCUCCUGGCCCAUGUUAUCGACUGCCUCUUACACCGAAUCUGUCUCCUCGAUAGCACCUCUUUCUUUGUCGACGGUUUCAAUGAAGAAGAGAGCAAGGUGCAGGUACUGACUUGCGUGUCUGACUGUUGUUUGCUGGCCAAGUUCAUGGGUCUAGCAGUCUUCAUGCCGUACAGAUCAGACACACUGCCACCACCGGAUACACUUCAGGCUCAGGUUCUGGUCAGGCAGAUGGUGACACCUCCCGUGGAUGUAACCACAUUCCUGCAGAGAGCACUGGCCAACAACCGACUGGUGGUCACAGUGCCGUGGGUUGUAGCGUACCUAGGGAUGAUGGACUCCGCUGCCCCACUGCUGUCCUGCUACCGGCAGCCACUCCAGAUGCUGGCGGACCUUUACCUCACCCUCCCUCUUCCGCACAUAACACCCCCCUCCAGUUUGCUGCUGCGGUGUGCACUGGGAUGGCUCUUCGACCCGUCGUUCUUCCCAGAGACUGUGUUCCACUCUCUCGUCACCAGUGGCUCCUCCGUUAAAAGUCUAGACAAGAGCUGUGAACCGCCAAUGGAUGUGGAUGUGAGGGAUGUUGUGGACCAGGCACUGUUGAGUGAAGUAUGUCCAUUUCUGGGAUCCUUCCGGCUACUACUGUCCACCAGUACCGGAGACAAGCGGGGUACAGUCAGACACAUCAGGCCUGUCCCCGCUCACCAUGCUCCUGCUACCGUCAUCACUCCAGUACAGACUGUUGAGAUGGAACUCGAAGAGAGCUUUCUCAGUAGUCAAGCCCCCUCGUUCCGUGCAACGGUAGAGUUUGUAGCUGAGAGAAUCUCUUCUUCCUGUAUCAAGCACAUCUGUAGCAAUGUAAUAGCCCCGUGCAAAGAGGAAGCUUCCACUUUAUGCAACAAGCAGAAAGAGGAGAACAAGAAAUUGAGUAAGAAAGAGGUGCAGACACAGGUGGAAGAGGCAUGUCAGACCACAUUGGCCAGGAUACACACGGCGCUAGAUGACCAUUGUGGACCCCAGGUGGGUCAAGCACUGAGAGUGCUGUUGGGUCCUGAUGCUACCGAUCCAGCCAUUCUCAGUUCUGCUCACAAUAUCUGCGGCCGUCGCUGCAGAGAACGCAUCAUCAACUGGCUGAACUCCCACAUCAAGUUAUCAAAUAUCUUCACGAAAAUAUUUAAUGGACUAGACACUAAACAGAAUGGGGAGCAGACCACAGGCAGGAAGGAUGUGGAACACAAGGACUUGGCUAUGUCUCCACCAGAUCUUCUUAUAGAGUUGCAGGAGAGGCUGUGUCAGUGUAUAGAGAACAGAAACUUGUCAGUAAGUGAGGAACAGGUUUUAGAUCUCAUCGACAAAGUAAUGGAGACGAUAAAACAUCGCAGCGAUCUGGUGCCUCGUGCUGAACAGACUCUCCAUUCCAUCACCGUGGACUAUUGCAUUGUUCUUAUGGCUCACUGUCCCGGUGUGUUGACCACGGAGGUGUUGCACAGGCUGUGUUCCCUGUGGUUAACAUUUGUACCGCAAAGCACUCCACUCGAGAGGGUGUUGUCGAGUCGCAACGUGCUGCUGUUGUGUCAGUCAGGCCCUCAGGUAGCCCAAGCCUCCUGGAGACAACUCUCCCGCCUGUUGGUGCUGCUGCUGAAGGAGGAACUCCUGGCACCAAAGCAACUGGAAGCCCAGUUCGUCGCUCUCUUCCGCAAGGACUGGCCUCCUAUGGUCCACUCUUUGAUGGGGACUUGUUUGUCUUCAAUGCUGGAAUUAAUCCGACAAGACCCGAAGUGCAACAAGAACCCAAAGUUUGUUCUCAUGCUGGAGUGGGCGAACGAGAUGAUGAAUGAAUUGGCAAGAGAUGAUAUUUGUGAAGACUCCUAAAUACUAACCGAUAGUUUAGUAUGCAAUCUUCGUAAAGCUAUAUUUUUAUGUCGGUUUCUCAGAUACACAAGAACAUCAGCAUAUUUGUACUUUUAUACAAUGUAAAGCAAUAACACUAUUUAAGAGAGGGCAUGCCUUAUAGUUACCAGUAUUAUGUUAUACUAUCUCUUAAAUACAGUACAGUGUUACUAUUAUAAGAUCUCAGAAUUUUUUCAGUUUUCUUCAUAAAUAAUGUUUUACAUGUUUUCUUGAACUAAAUUCUUUAAAUGCAUAUUUUAAAACCAUAGUAAAUGAUUUUAUUCUGUAGUCUGUUAUUUAAUUAUUAAUUAGUUAUUAUAUACU
Messenger RNA from Homalodisca vitripennis (glassy-winged sharpshooter), 4449 nucleotides. RefSeq names its product codanin-1 (gene dlt). Gene Ontology annotation, biological process: chromatin organization. Bases 79 to 4107 code for a protein of 1342 amino acids. The transcript is spliced from 16 exons. The record is from RefSeq and is a predicted model, not a curated record. Gene Ontology annotation, cellular component: nucleus. NCBI's taxonomy places the organism in Eukaryota, Metazoa, Arthropoda, Insecta, Hemiptera, Cicadellidae.